UCGCAGAAGGAUCAGUCUCAAAGCAAGUCGAAAAACACCAAUAUGCCAGCAGCCACAGUCAUGGAAGACCACGAGCAGACCGACUCUCCACUAUCGCCUGUGGCCAACCCCGCUUUCGGCAUGCCCUCCCCUGCCGCGCCAUGCCCACCGAAGCGGCCUGAGGAUAUCCACCGCAUCGUCGAAACCGUCGACCGCUACAACCCCCAAAACAUCCCCGUCCUGGAAACCUACGUGGAAGACAUGCUCCAAAACGACGCCUACGACCGCGACGCCUGCCUCGCCGUGCUCAAACUCUACCAAUUCAACCCCACCUACUCCAACACUGCCAUCGUCUGCAACAUCCUCGCCCUCGCCCUGUGUGCCCUGCCCGACCCAGAUUUCAACCUCUGCCUCUACAUGCUCAACGAGGGCGUGCUGAACGAACCCGAUGUCGAUGCGCUGGUGCAGCUGCACAGGCUGCUGGAGCAGGCCAAGUUUGUCGAGUUCUGGACGUACCUGAACGGCGGCGAGUCCCCCGCCAAGGAGCUGGUUGCGCCGUACGAGCAUUUUGAGAAGAGGAUCAGGGAUUAUGUGUCGGUGACGCUCGGGAUCGCGUACCAGGUCAUUGAUAAGGCCUCGUUGGGCCGCUCGUUGAACUUGCAGGGUGCUGCGCUGGACAAGUGGAUUGCAGAGAAGGGCUGGACUGCGGACGCGAAUGGUGAUGCUAAAUUGGUGGCGUUCCCGAUUACGGCGGAGAACCAGGUUAGGCCUGCGGUGUUGCAGGAGAGCAUCAAGUUUGAGCACCUGACCAAGAUCAUCGGAUACGGUCGCCUGAACCAGUGAAGCAAACGGCUUAAGUUAGCGAUGGAGGCAGGGAUGGAAGGGGAGGGGCAAGAAGGAAUCCGCCACCCUGCGAUCUGUCUCCGCUUCGUGGCUUGGUGUUAGACCAUUGGCCGCGCUGGUUCCUGUAGAGAGAGAUAGACGGCGGGAUGUAGAGUAUGUAUCUUUGCAUGAGAUCUCUUCAUACGGAACGUAGCUAGUCCUUUGCGGAUGGGAACCAUCGCAUGGAAAGGCGAGUCUGCGGAAUCUCCAAGCCCUCAGCACCCGCCUUUGUCACACUCUGAGCAACGCGAUGAGGGGAGGGGUAUGCAUUGAUUUCUGUAAAAUACAA
Fimicolochytrium jonesii is the source of this 1150-nucleotide messenger RNA. RefSeq names its product armadillo-type protein. The transcript has 2 exons. Bases 43 to 822 code for a protein of 259 amino acids. Gene Ontology annotation, biological process: regulation of translational initiation. Gene Ontology annotation, cellular component: eukaryotic translation initiation factor 3 complex; cytoplasm. Gene Ontology annotation, molecular function: ribosome binding; translation initiation factor activity. Lineage: Eukaryota; Fungi; Chytridiomycota; Chytridiomycetes; Spizellomycetales; Powellomycetaceae. The record is from RefSeq and is a predicted model, not a curated record.